AUGGUUGACGACGAGCAUCUCUCCAAGUUGAUUGAAGAGAGAAAGGAUGACGGUGGUUCUGUUAGUGUUGUAGUACAGUACAGUUCGAAGCGUACUACACACACAAAGAAAUUCGAAAGUCAACGACGCCGGAUAGAAUCAAUGGAAUAUGCGUUACAAAGAUUCCCGUAUCGCAAAUUGGUCGCCUACUCGGACGGUGUGGAGCCACAACGCCCUUGUGUUUUCUGCAAAGCGCAAUCCGCUCAUUUUUCGGACUCAUGUCCCAUUGUCCAAGAUGCACGCACACGGAACCAGAUCAUCGAUGGUGGCAAAUUGUGCCCUUUUUGCUUGGAGCAAUGUGCAGACAGGUGCGGCCUGAAGAAAAAAGAAUGCUGGUACUGCGUCAGAGUGUACAACACACCCUUCGAAGACCUUAUUCCCAGUGAGAGGCAUCACAAAGCAUUGUGUCCGGUUCCUGAGGCUAAAGAGCAGAUGCACAUAUGGCUAGAAUAUGCUCUCCACGAAUGGCAGGGAAUGGAACGUGGCAACAGAUGGGGUGGCCGGGAGUGUCGUGGAUGGCCCACUCCACGAUCUACUACUGAAUGGUAUUGA
Haemonchus placei is the source of this 591-nucleotide messenger RNA. NCBI's taxonomy places the organism in Eukaryota, Metazoa, Nematoda, Chromadorea, Rhabditida, Trichostrongylidae. The record is from the annotation of a GenBank genome assembly.